Molecule: messenger RNA, 1425 nt
Organism: Acanthaster planci (crown-of-thorns starfish)
Lineage: Eukaryota; Metazoa; Echinodermata; Asteroidea; Valvatida; Acanthasteridae
Biological process (GO): terpenoid biosynthetic process
Cellular component (GO): cytosol
Molecular function (GO): kinase activity; isopentenyl phosphate kinase activity
Source: RefSeq, a predicted model, not a curated record
UCCAGGGGUCGUUUUUUUUAGAGUGGCAGGGUAUUCUGCAAUUACUCCCAAUUGGGGAAGGAUGGCCAUGAUGAUGGUGGGUACAACAAUGUGUACGUGUAGGCCUACACCCAGAAUUGUGAGGCAAAUGCGUCGGACAAGCCGUCUAACAGCUGGGCUACAUUGCUCUGGGCCAACACUGACGUACCAAAGUCAGCCUAACUAGCCAGAGGUUGGUCAUCCGGUGGCUGCCCCUACAUUUGGCUUGCUCAUUUGGGCACUUCCAGGCUAAAGAAUAUGGAGUUGCACAGGGUUACCAUGGUAACCAAGAUCAUGUUAGAAGUGACCGAGUCAAGAUGGGGUUCUGCAAGACACGAGUGUCUGUCACCAAACUGAAUCAUAUUAUUGUGAACGAGUUGGUUUGUCAAGGAGUCAACGCUGUUGGAAUUUCUCCUUGUGGUAGCUGGGUGACUGAUGACGGGAGUGUUGUUCAGUCUGAUAUAGACAGCAUCAAAGAUCUCCUUUUGGAAGGCUAUCAACCUGUGAUGCAUGGUGAUUGUGUGUUGGACAGAUGCAAAGGUUGCACUAUCCUCAGUGGAGAUACAGUCAUAGAGGUAUGCUGUCUUUUGGGCAUUGGAUUGGGGAACUAUUUCCCAACAGUUAAGGGGCCGGCAUUCUUCCCAUUUCCCACUCUCUGGGAAUUAAUUUUAAUUUUUCUUUUCACUUUUCAGAAACUGUGUUCAGUAUUUCGCCCUAAAUGUGUAUUAUUUCUGGCUGAUGUUGAUGGUGUAUAUGACAAACCACCAACAGACUUUGCUGCACAACUGCUUCCUGUUAUAACAAUAGGACAUGAUGGUGAACUUUCUUUACCUGUAGCAACAACACAGCAAGCACAUGAUGUUACUGGAGGUAUUUUGAAGAAGUUGAAAACAGCAGCUUCAAUUGUAAGAGCAAGCAACAGAGAUACCUCAGUAUUUAUAUGUCGCAUAAACAGCUUGGCAGCUUCCAAUGUUAUGACUAAUGGAAAACUGUUAGGAGAAUUUGGAACUGAAAUUAAGAUGCAGUUCAGUGAUGAGACAUUUCAUUGAAUCACCCAACGGUUAAUUCUGUGAGGAUUAGCAAGGAAUACCUUUCGUAUCGAAGAUCUCAAUCCACACAUGUUUUCAUUAUGUGCAAAAAUUGAGUUUUCCGCUGUACACGUUAUAUGAGUAUUCAUCACUUGCUAUUCUUUCAAUAGAAGUUGGGAAGAUGGCUCAUUUUUGUGGGGAGAAAAUGCAAACUGAAAUUCUACCGUGUUUGGUAAUUUACUAUGUUUCAAUACACAGUACAUCCAGUAAAUAUACAGAUGCAAUUUGAAUGAGUUUUCCAGAUAAUUUGGACUUUUGAGUUUCAUUUUUCUACAAACACUAUGGUGAAUAAAUGAAUAAUCACUUGUUAUUGUUUCAA